GAGAGGAGAGUUUGGGAAAGAGUGGAGGAGAGUUUGGGGAGAGAGAGAGGAGAAGUGGCAGCGAGCACAUGGAGCAGGCGAGUGGGCAGCCCGAGUUGCUGUUGUCGCUGCUGUACGCGGGGGUCACGGUGGUGCUGGGUGCUGCGGUGAUCCACCGCCUCCUCAGGCAGGAGCUGCAGAUGGGAGUGCGGGCUGCCCUCAGCUUGUUGCUGCUCCUGCUCGCCGAGUGGGUGUGCUUCGUGGCGCUGCCUGGUUACCCCGGCCUCUGCAUCUUCUCGCUGGCCUGUCUGCUCAGGUACUGCACGUUGCCGGACAGUGAGCUGCUCUCUGUCCAGGACAAGGCCAUUCUAAUCACAGGAUGCGAUUCUGGAUUUGGAUUUGCCCUGGCCAAAUACCUCGAUAAACUGGGCUUCACUGUUUUUGCUGGAGUUCUGUAUUUAGAUGGACCUGGUUCUAAGGAUUUAAAGACAAGUGGCUCAAACAGACUUAUGGUGCUGCAACUGGAUGUCACCAGUUUGGAACAAAUCACUAAAAGCUACGCACAAGUAAAAUCUCAGCUCAAAAACAGAGGACUUUGGGCUUUAGUGAAUAAUGCGGGUAUCCUAGAAUUUGUUGCUGAUGCAGAACUUCUUCCAAUGAGUACUUACAAGCGUUGCAUGGACGUGAACUUCUUCGGGGCCGUGGAACUCACUAAAAUGUUCCUUCCCUUACUCCGCCAAGCAAAAGGCAGACUGGUUAACAUCUCAAGCAUGGCAGGAACUACACCAAUGGUAGGGUUUGCAGCAUAUGCUGCCUCAAAAGCUGCACUUUCUAUGUUUUCCAAUAUUUUGAGACAAGAACUUGCCAUCUGGGGAGUCAAAGUGGCUACCAUCCAGCCUAGUGCUUUCAAAACAGGUAUAUUUGGUACCACAGAUCAGUGGAGCAACCAACACACACAAAUUGUGCAGCAGCUCUCUCCUGAUGUUAAAAAAGAUUAUGGUGAAAACUACAUAAUUGCAUUUAGAGGAACGUAUGGUAAAUGGCAGGCUGGUUUGCAAGAUGAACUACAACCUGUUCUUAAUGAUAUCUCCACUGCACUGAUAGCAAAAAACCCCAAGAGCCACUACUCCCCUGGAAAAGCAGCUAACUUUCUUCCAUUCAUCUAUCGCUACCUUCCCACCCACUUGUCUGAUUUUAUUUUUCAUCACUUACUCAAAUCAGGUCAGGAUGUACCAGAUGGAGUAAAAGAAAUUGGAUAGUAAGCCAUUCUGAGUUGGCACUGACAGCUAAUUUGUACAGGCUAUUUACUAACAACUAACAAAUUCUAUCUUGAAAACUUUUUAUAUUGAUUACUCAGAUGCACAAAUAUUCAGAGGUAAGGUUUUCUGUAUUGAUCUGAGAAUAAGCAUUGUACACUUGUAAAGCUUGAUGUCUGAGUGAGCAUUUAUUUUCCAGAAUCAUUCAGCAGCAAUAUUGCAAAUUUUUGCACUCAAUAGAAUGAACUAUUUAUAAUCAAAAGAACAACUCCAGUUGACACAGCACAAAGAAAGGAAAUUCUUUCACAGUGUAAGAAUCCUUCAUUGAGAUCUAUUAAGAUACCACUUCAUUUAAUGGCUUCAGUUAUUCUUUUAACACUGUUUCACUGUGCCAUAGUGUCACAUGAGUUAUUGUGACUGCUCGAGACAUUUAAUAAAAGGAGUGGCUAAAUGCAUCAUUAUGCAGAAUGAUAGAUAGAUAGAAUUGUGAUGAGAAAGUUGAUAAAGGGUUAUGGGGAGAAGGCAGGAGAAUGGGGUUGAGAAACAUAUCAGCCAUGAUCGAAUGGUGGAGCAAAUUCAAUAGGCUGAAUGGCCUAAUUCUCUCCUAUAUCCUGUGGUCUUUUUUUCCCUUUCCUGUGUAUUUCUUGCAAAUUGGCCUCAUCCGUGCAAGAUGAAAAGCUUAGACUAAAUAUAUCCUAUUUUUCAGCAAUGCUGAAAUUCUGUACUGGCAAAUGACUUUUUAAUUUUGUAAUAUAUACUAAAUGACAACUAUAAAUGUACAACAACUUAACACACUUUUGAACAUGUGGUGCAGUGUGAAUUGAAGAUUGCAUAGAGUGAAAACAAUUGUUUUUACAAGCUGUAUUAAUUCUUAAGGAGAGUGGAUUUUUAAAAUGCGUCAGAGUAUGGACGGAAGAUGUGUACAUACACAAUUUGGCACUGCUGGCUUCCAUGCAAAUUUGACACGACCAUCCCCACCCUGAACAAUCUGCAUGAGGACACUUUGGGGAUUGCAUUGGCUACCUGAUGGGCAUAUACAGGCUAAUGUUGUGAGCUCAGGGUAGCAGUUGGGAGGAGUGAGGGGCAAGAUGAGUAAAACAUGAGCCACCAAUUCUGACCCCACCCUAUUUGUCAUAUUUGCUGAGCUCCAGCAGGGCUUAGUGGCUGUACAUUGGAGGGAUUGGCUUUUUAGAACUUAAGUGCCCUUGCAUUUAGCAGCCCCACACAGUCCCGACUUUUAGAUCAGCUGCUGUCAACUCAGCCAUCUGGGGUGCUGGAAGAGCCUAUCAUUGCUUGUCAAGCGUCAGAACCCAUUGCUGUGUCUGAUUACACACAAAAAAGCAGAUCCAAUUCAAUAGGAAUUGCUAACACAGAUGAGAAAUCAAUAAUUAUUUGAUGACAACAUGAAGUACAAUGGGCAAUUGAAGCAGAAAGGCUGAAUAUGUUGAAAAAAGAUACAUUUAUCAAAGUUUAACAUCUUGCAAUCUUCAAGACAAUUCACAAGACUACAAAUUAAAAGGGAAAUCCAAUAUUUAUAUUGAGUGGAGAUUGUUAAUAGGUUAGCAAGUGGACUCUGAUUGUUAUAGCAUUACCAUCGAGAAUGUAGCAGUUGAUGAUUGACUGACUGUUAACUGCCAGGCUUUGUUUAGAUAUCAACCAAGUUAACCUGACUCUGGUUCAUUUCUCAAGAUAAUGUCUUCACCGGUAAGAGUCAAGUUAACUGGUUUGAUAUCUAGGGUGUAGGUGUGCUCGCUAAGCUGUAGGUUUGAUAUCCAGACGUUUCAUUACCUGGCUAGGUAACAUCAUCAGUGGUAACUUCCAAGUGAAGCGAAGCUGUUGUCUCCUGCUUUCUAUUUGUAUGUUUGUCCUGGACGGGGUUCCUGGGGUUUGUGGUGAUGUCAUUUCCUGUUCAUUUUCUGAGGGGUUAAUAGAUGAUAUCUAGAUCUAUGUGUUUGUUUAUGCAUUGUGGUUGGAAUGCUAGGCCUCUAGGAAUUCUCUGGCAUGUCUUUGCUUAGCCUGUCCCAGGAUAGAUGUGUUGUCCCAGGAUAGAAUUGGUGUUUUUUUUUAUCCGUGUGCAGGGCUAAGAGGGUUUGAUAUCUAAACAAAGCCUGGCAGUUAACAGUCAGCCAUCAUUGACUGCUGCAUUCUCCAUGGUUUUUCCUCUACCAUUCAAUGUCCACUUGCAAUUAAUCAGCACUUAUCUAGUGCUUAACUUAAGUUAUCACAUUAUUUGUGCUCUUGAAAAACAUCCUGGUGCGUGCAAGACAAAAUAAUUUUCAGCAAUAUUCAAGCUCUGUAACGAUCAAAUGGGUUGAAAAAUUAAACUGUUAGAAAUACAGUAGGGUAGUCAACCUUCUGGGCACUUUAUAAUCUUUUUAGUUAAGAUAAAGGGUGUGCAUUAAACAAUUUACACAUGCUGAAUGACCUUCUGUCUAUUUCUAACAGUUUUCAGUAAUUAGGUAAAGGUGGUGCUGUAAACCACACACUGAAUCGUUGCUGUUUGUAAAAUGAUCAUCAUUGUUAAAGUUAAAAUAGACUAGAAGAGUCUUCUGAGUCCCAGCUGGACAAUUAUUUAUUACAUUGGCUGGUGGACACAACCAACUUCUAUUCUUAUGUCUGAUUGUCAGUCACAUAAUCAAUAGUUGUGUAAAUGGGAGGCUCAAGACCAUCCCAACCUUGGGCAUAGUUAACAUUAUUUAUGAUUUGCUGCCUGGAAUGGUCAUUGAUUCCAGAAGUUAGCUGUUGCAUUUGAAGGAAACACUUACCUCACUGGCAAUAGCUCAAAAACAAAUCUUAGUGUAGAGGAGUGGGAAAAUAGUUAUGUGUUUUGCAGAAUUGGGAAGGCCUCUCAGCCAAAGUUUAGUGUAGCAUUUUUUAAAAAAAAUUACCUCUGCUAAGGCUGCAGUGGCCACUUACUCAUGUAAACCUUUCAGUGUGGAAACAGGCUAUUCAGUCAAACAAGUACACACCAAUUCUCUGAAGAGCAUCCCACCCAGACUUACCCUCCUACUCUAUUUCUGUAAACCUGCAUUUGCCAUGGCUAAUCUACCUAACCGACCCAUCGCUCAACACUAUGGAUAAUUUAGCAUGGCCAAUCCACCUAAGCUGCAUAACCUUGGACUGUGGGAGGAAACCAGAGCACUCAGAGGUAACUCACACAGACCAGGGAGAAUGUGCAAAUUCCACACAAACAGUUGCCCGAGAGUGGAAUCAAAUCUGGGCCACUGGUGCUGUGAGGCAGCAGUGCUAACCACUGAGCCACCAUAUCACCACCUAAAAAGCCUAAGUGAAGCCGGCCCAGCAUGUUCCACUCAUCAUGACCCAAUUUCUCAGAAGGGCAAUAAAAUAGUUGCUAGGCCUCUGAUCAACAAAUGCAAGGGGCCUACUACCUGUUUUGGGUGGGUGCCUUACAUAUGAAAAGCACAAUGGAAUUAGUAAUGGCCAAGAUGUUCACACAGGUUCAAAAUGGGACAUUCUGCUGCAAAUAUUGUGAUGAUGUUGCCUGUUGUAUGGCCUGAAGAAAAUGUGCUACAUAUCAAUUUCCAUUCCGCAAACAUUGUGCACUGUUCAGUAGAAUGUGAAAUAUUCCUAUGCAAUAUACAUAUUUAACCAGGAUGGAGUCACAUUUUGAUUAGGCAAGUGUUUGAUUAGGCAAGUGUUCAAUUACUAAACUAAUUGUAUAUCUCAUAUUCUGUGCAGGCUCUGCUAUUACAACAAAUGAGACUUUGUAAUUAAGGGGAAUUUUUUUUAUCUCGAGCUCAGGGAAAUAUUUUAUUAUAACAAGUCUCUUGAUCCAGGAACUUGAAGUGAAAUUCUGUUAUAUCUACUGCAAUCCCUACCAGUAGAGUUCAUUCAUUAUCUUGGGUCAGCUUCAGAUCACUACCUUUUCUACACAUUUAUUCACAUUACAACAAUCAAAUAAUCUUAGGAGCAAUCAUUCUGACAUUUUUAAAAGGUAAUUGUACAACAAAAAUCACAAGAAAUGUAGCUUUUUAUAACAAAAGAAUAAAUCAUAAUAGAAAAUAUUUAUACCAAAGCUGUAAAGUGCUGUAUGGAAUAUGAAAUUAUGUGAUGGUGGAUAUUCCAGUGCUUGGAAUGAAUAUUGAAGAGCUUAUCAAUAGUCAUAUUGAGCAACACAGACAUGUGCUCAGUUAACUCCAAGAUUCCUGUGAAGUAAUGGAAUGUUCUGAGCUUGUAAACCUAUCCAAUUUUACAUUAUUUGUAUUUAGCGUUAGGGAGCUAUGGGAUAUAACUUUUUUCAAUUUUCAUAAAAGAUGUUUGUGUUUUGAAUGUUCUAAAUCUCAGGUCUCAAAGGUGAUAUUUUUGAGAAAAUAAAUGGUGUGCAGCUGCUGUCUUAAACUUAGCAAUAAUAAAACCACUACAUAAUAGAUUAGUGCACGACCAUAAAAUAUUCCAAAUUGAUAAACUCCACUGAGUGAAUCAAACCCAAUAACUGUCUCUUUUAUAUCUCCAUCUUGUGCAAGGUUGUAAUUUCAGCAAGUGUUGCUUACUAAUUUUUUUAAACAUAAAGCCUAUCUGAAUAAACAGUACUGCACCAGUAUUUUGGCAUUAGUAGGUUAUAAAGCCACCAUAUUUAUGGUUUAAUUUUUGUUUGUGUCACCCAUAAGAAAACAAACAUCAAAAAUUUUAAAGGAAUGUCAAAAUCUUCAUGCUUGCUUUAAAUGGAUGGACGAAUUAACAUUGUAAUUUAAAUUGAGUAUAUUACUUGCAACUUUUGUUUUCAGGACAUUUGGGGGCAUCAUUUGGUAUUUUAUUUUGAAGUAUUAUAUGAAUUUUCAGUUGGUUCUGGAGAAUAUUUAUGAUAAAUCUCACUGUUUUAGCUGACUGUAUUUUGUGUAAUGGUAUAUAAUUGAAAUUGACUUGGAAUUUUGUUUGUGUGGAUUUAUCUCUGUCUUGUUUUCAGUUGAUAACUCUCCAUAUCUCUCUCUAAAUGAGGGGUAAUGAACAAUCUGGUAUUUACAAUCACUUAUUCGGCAAUGAGAACACUAAAUCUGUUUUUACUGUGGCAUUACAAUGAAACCUCACAGUAAAUUUAUCUAAUUUUAUUGUAGAGCAAAAUGUAUUGCAACAUUUUUGACCUCUUCAACUGAAAAAUAUGAGACAUAUGACAACUAGCUGCAUGUGAAAAUAAUGAAACUGUUCUACUUCUAAUGUUUUGAUUAUGGCGUUGUCACGCUGUGGGUGAAUAGAAGCAUUUUUCUUUACAAUCUAAGUAUUUAAAGUUAUCACUUCAAAUGAUGACAGAUUACCAAGGGUCGAAUUUUAUGUGCUCAGGUGUCAGAUUGCAUACCGGGUUCUUGAAUUGUGCUGCCAUUUUCUUGCCAAUGCAAUGCACAGUUUGAAAUUGCCAAAAGUGGCACUGAGUAUGCAACCUUAAUUGCUAAGAAAUUAUCUGGUCAGACUUUCAUGUUGUUAAUAGUUACACUGCAUUGUUGUUAAUUGUGUCUACUUGUAUUUACAAGUAUGACAUAGAUCAGCCUGAUCAGACACUGAUACAACUUGCAAGUGUAUAAUGUAGAACAGUCGUUGUUAACUGUGUACAUUGUUUAUGUUCCAUUGUUAUGCUGUUGCAUUUUAAAGGCGUUUCUUUUUCAGAUCACUAGUUAAGUCAAGAUUGCUCAGUUUAAUGACCAGCAAAAUAUAAACCAUUCAUUGUGUCUGUAACUACCUACAGGUUUUAUUUUAACAUGUUGUCAUUGUGAUUUCUGGAGGUUUUGAUAUAUUAAACCUGUUGGUUUACCAUUGUGUCUAUGCUACCAGUUAUACAAUUAUACAAGACUAUUUGGUGAUGUAAGCACUGAAUCUUUAAGAUUACAUAAUACUUAGGUAAUUAUUAUUCCUUGAUUCAGAUUACUUCUACUUUGUAUAGGCAAACACAAUUAAACUAAUAUACAUAGAGGGCAAGUUAUAUUUGUAAAUAUUGAGGUAAAGCUCCUUUUUUUUAAAAGAUACUUUAAGUUUAAAUAAUAUCUGCAUAUGAAAUAUAUAGAGAUACAAUUUUAAAGGAUUGGCAUGCUGAACAUGCAGAUACAUUACAUCUCAUUCAUCAGGUGAGUUAUAUUGCUGUAAAAAAAUUAUAAUAUGCAAAACCUCAUCCGUUCAUUUGUUGUGUGGUUGGUCAUGAAAUCUUUGAUAUUUGUUCACCUGGCAAGACAGCUUGUUGGUGCUUAAACAUUUGAGCAUAUCUGUAAAUCAGUUUGGAAAGAAUGACACCUCUCUGUCACCUGUAAAGUAUUAUCCUCACCUAUAGGACAGUCUUUAAUUACAUGCAUUGAAACAUUGCUUAGUUACAUCAAUGGAAUGGCAAAACAGAAUAAGCCAUCUCAACACUGUUGUGUGAUUUGCUCUUUUUCAAUAUAUACCUCUUCAACCCAAUUAAACUGAUAUCUUGUCUCACCUAUGUUUCACAAUUUACAUUGCAUUACAUUUAAAUAUGUGUCCACGCUAUUAGUAUCCCUGAACUGAACCAUUGCCACUUUGGAAAGUGGCAAUGGCUGAACCAGAUAAGGCAUUAUAAUGCAUAUGAAAAAUGUUUUGUAGAUAAAACAAUAUCUGUUUUAAAUUGUGUUUUUUAAAAUCAGGAUUAAAAAUAUUUGAUCUAAAACCUCAAUAUUAAAUCUGAGAAACUUCUUAAAAUGUGAACUUUCUUCAUCCAAGGCACACAUGCCAGGUUUUUAUUAUCCUUUGUUUUUAAAGCGAGCUGUGUACGUAAACAUCUACAGCCAUGUGACAUUUUUGAAAAUGCAGGGUAAUAAAAAUUGUUCAACUUGCUCAAAGAACCUUGAAGUGCUGAAUUAGUAAAUAAGUGGAUGUUUACUGUAAAUAAUUCUCAGUUUUGUUAAACAGACACAGAUCUACCUUAUUUGUAACAAAAUAAAAGCCAUAUUGAUGUUACUUGAUUUGGAACACUUUUAAUAAAGCUUGUGUAAAAUAC
Hemiscyllium ocellatum (epaulette shark) is the source of this 8190-nucleotide messenger RNA. RefSeq names its product hydroxysteroid (17-beta) dehydrogenase 2 (gene hsd17b2). The coding region runs from base 69 to 1238 and encodes 389 amino acids. The record is from RefSeq and is a predicted model, not a curated record. The transcript is spliced from 5 exons. NCBI's taxonomy places the organism in Eukaryota, Metazoa, Chordata, Chondrichthyes, Orectolobiformes, Hemiscylliidae. Gene Ontology annotation, molecular function: oxidoreductase activity.